CCCACAGAGAACCCCCCCAGCCCACGUUCUUCUUACAGUGUCUCUCUCUUCACGUGCUCAUCAUCGACUUAUCAUGUGACUACCGAGAACCCCUCUAUUCUCGGUGUCUCCUUCUUUGGCGGCCUCUCUUUCCUUUUUCUCUUCUCACUUUCUUCCUUUCUACUUUCGCUAAUCAUUACUUAGCUAUCCAUUGUUAUCUAUUUUCCCACUCUUUUCAUUUUACUUACCUAAAAAGAUUUGAUUUUUGAAGCACCCAUUUUUUGAUUCUUGUGGGUUUGAGUUUAAAAACUCUAGUGAGUGUUCAGUUUUGUCUAUGUGAGCUGAUGAAAAAUGGGCUGUUUACAGUCCAAAACUGUAAAUGUUCAGUCCCCAGAUAAAGAACCUUCUCAGGAUGAAUCAAAAACAGAUCUUGCUAAUGGGGAUCAAGUAGACCAGGAUCAAGUGCCUGCAUUCAAGGAAUUUAGUCUUGCAGAACUCCGAGCUGCGACAAAUGGCUUUAGCAGUGAAUUAAUAGUUUCUGAAAGUGGUGAGAAAGCUCCCAACGUUGUCUACAGAGGGAAGCUUCGUAGCAACAAGCUAGCUGCCAUCAAACGCUUCUCCAGACAGUCGUGGCCUGACGCUCAACAGUUUGUGGCAGAGGCAGCUGGAGUUGGCAAGGUUCGGCACAAGAGAUUGGUGAAUCUAAUUGGCUGUUGUGCAGAGGGAGAUGAACGCCUAUUGGUUGCAGAAUACAUGCCUAAUGAUACACUCUCAAAGCAUCUCUUCCACUGGGAGAAACAACCAUUGCCUUGGGAGAUGCGAGUAAGAGUUGCAUACUAUAUUGCACAGGCUCUGGAUCAUUGCAAUGCUGAAAACAGAAAGAUAUAUCAUGAUUUGAAUGCUUACAGAGUUCUUUUUGAUGAGGAAGGUGACCCUCGAUUAUCUAGUUUCGGUCUAAUGAAAAACAGCAGAGAUGGAAAGAGCUAUAGCACCAAUCUUGCUUAUACGCCUCCUGAGUUUUUGCGCACAGGCCGGGUAAUCGCAGAAAGUGUGAUGUACAGCUAUGGGACUGUUCUGCUGGACCUGUUGAGUGGAAAGCAUAUACCACCAAGCCAUGCACUAGACUUAAUUAGGGGUAAAAAUGUGUUGUUAUUAAUGGAUUCAUCCUUGGAAGGACAAUAUGCCAAUGAAGAUGCAACAGCAUUGGUUGAACUUGCUUCAAAGUGUCUCCAAUAUGAGGCUAGGGAUAGACCUGAAAUCAAGUUCAUUCUUAAUGCAGUGGAGCCCCUUCAGAAGCAGGAGGAGGUCGCGUCACAUGUUCUGAUGGGUCUAACAAAAACUCCAGUGGUGCUUCCAACCAUGCUCUCUCCUCUCGGAAAGGCUUGUGCGAGGAUGGACCUCACUGCUGUCCAUGAUAUCUUGCUUAAAACAGGUUAUAAAGAUGAGGAGGGUGCUGAAAAUGAGCUCUCAUUCCAAGAAUGGACGCAACAAGUUCAAGAUAUGUUAAAUACCAAGAAAUUUGGGGAUAUUGCUUUCCGGGACAAGGACUUCAAGAAUGCAGUUGACUAUUACUCUAAGUUGGUAUCAAUGAUGUCUGUUCCUUCUGGCACUGUUUUUGUGAGGCGAGCCCUUUCCUACAUGAUGAAUGGCCAACCAGAGCUCGCACUGAGGGACGCUAUGCAAGCCCAGGUUUGCUUACCCGAGUGGCCUACUGCAUUCUAUAUGCAGGCUCUUGCCCUAUCUAAGCUUGGCAUGGAAACUGAUGCACAAGACAUGCUCAAUGAUGGAGCCUCCUUUGAAGCAAAGAAGUUAAACAGUUGGCGUAACUGAUUCUGGCACGUUUGGUGAAUCAAGAACCUCACAUCCUUUACCGAAGCUGGAGGUAGCUAGGUAAGAUGAGACAUGAUACUGAAGGAACCAAACGUAAUGUGGUGUUUGGUGGUUAUAUUAAUCUCGUCCCUCACUCUUUUGUAGCCAAUACAGUUCCAUACAGAAAAUGUAUAAAUCACUCUAGUGAAAACCCUCGUAGUUUAUUCCGCGAUGAAUGCCAAUUUUUAGUUUUGAAACUCAUCAACAGUUCUCUCAUUGUCAUGUUUGGGUAAACAUUUCUGACAAAGUCUGGGUUGUUAUUUACUGUUAUUUUAGCA
Messenger RNA from Solanum dulcamara, 2126 nucleotides. Its product is annotated as serine/threonine-protein kinase BSK2. The coding region runs from base 331 to 1809 and encodes 492 amino acids. The record is from RefSeq and is a predicted model, not a curated record. The transcript is spliced from 10 exons. Gene Ontology annotation, biological process: protein phosphorylation; brassinosteroid mediated signaling pathway. Gene Ontology annotation, molecular function: protein kinase activity; ATP binding; protein binding. NCBI's taxonomy places the organism in Eukaryota, Viridiplantae, Streptophyta, Magnoliopsida, Solanales, Solanaceae.